This is a messenger RNA of Chlamydomonas reinhardtii, 3295 nucleotides long. RefSeq lists its product as uncharacterized. NCBI's taxonomy places the organism in Eukaryota, Viridiplantae, Chlorophyta, Chlorophyceae, Chlamydomonadales, Chlamydomonadaceae. The record is from RefSeq and is a predicted model, not a curated record. Gene Ontology annotation, cellular component: ribonucleoprotein complex; nucleus; cytoplasm. The transcript is spliced from 5 exons. Bases 168 to 1478 code for a protein of 436 amino acids. Gene Ontology annotation, molecular function: mRNA binding.
GUUCAAGCAAACUAGGUACCUACGUGUACACUAGGUACAGCUCCACGCCUACUGGGGCCCAGAAGCUCCACUCGUCCUCUCAAUUUGUCGGCUCGAACCGUUUCCACACGCACAGCCCCCACCUACCACCACGUUAGACUGCUCUUAGCUGAGCUAUGGUUAUGGGAAUGCAGAAGCCAGAGGCAGUCUGCGCUGAGCCGAAGGUGUUCGUGGGCCAAGUGCCUCACGAGGUCACCCAGGACCAGAUUUUUGCUCUGUUCUCCAAGUAUGGCACCAUCAAGAAGUGCGCCCUGAUCACCGGUCCCGACGGCCGCAGCAAAGGCUGCGCUAUGGUGACCUACGACCGAUGGGCGGAGGCUGAGCUUGCCAUCGAGCACGAAAAUGGAACAGCCAACCUGGGCGGUGGCCGGACUCUGCUUGUCAAGUUUGCUGACCCUCCUCGCGGGCGUGGCGAUGGGCCGGUGAUGGGCGUGGCGCCCAAGAAGCUGUUUGUCGGCCAGAUCCCCCAGCACACCACGGAGCAGCACAUCCGCUCGCUGUUCGCGCCCUUCGGCAACAUCACGGACGUGCACGUACUCAACAAGGGCAACGCCCCUGGCUGCGCGUUUGUGACCUACGAGCGCUGGGCGCACGCCGAGGCGGCCAUGCUGUCGCUGAACGGCCAGACCCUGAUCGAGGGCGCCACCACGCCCAUGGUCGUCAAGUUUGCGGACGCCAAGGUGCAGGACAUGGGCGGCCAGAAGCGCGGCUUCGGCGCCGUUGAGGGCGCGCCGCCGGGCGUCUUCCCCGGCGCCGCCGCCGGCCCCGGCGGCAACAAGCGCACCUUCACGGGCGCGGGCGCGCCGGGCGCCAUGGGCAUGGCCGGCAUGGCGGCUGCGGGCUACAACCCUUACGCUGCGGCUGCGGCCAUGGGCUACGACAUGAGCACCAUGGCGGCCAUGGGCUACGGCAACAUGGGCAUGAUGGCGGGCAUGGCGGGCAUGCAGCAGGGCAUUCCUGGGCAAGGCGGCCAGCAGGGCAUGGGCGGCGGCGCCAUGGGCGGAGCAGGCGCCAUGGGCGGUGCGCAGGUCCUGGGCGCUGGCGGCAUGGGCGGCAUGGGUGGCAUGGGCGGCAUGGGCGGCGGCCUCAUGGCCGGCAUGAACAUGAUGGGCCUGGGCAUGGGCGGCGGCAUGGGCAUGAACAAGCCCGGGCUACAGGAGGGCCCCAAGGCCUGGAAGCUGUUCAUUGGCCAGGUGCCGUUCGAGGCCAACGAGACGGACCUGUGGCCCAUCUUCAGCCCGCUGGGCAACAUCCUGGAGCUGGUCAUCCUGCGCCACCAGGGCAAGUCCAAGGGCUGCGCCUUCCUCACCUACGAGAACCGCACCGACGCCGAGAAGGCGAUCCGCACCCUGGACAGCCAGGUGUCGGUGCCCUCCGACCCCCGCGGGCGACUGCUGACCGUCAAGUACGCCAACAGCGCCGCCGCCGCCGCCAUGUAAAUAGCUACAUUAUAGCUACACAGAUGAUAGCGCUGUGGCCUCCAGCUUGUGGAGUCGGCGUCGGCCGUCGUGCGCCGGCGGCUGAGGCGGUGGCGGGCCGGGGCCGCGGCGCUUGCCGCUGUCGCGGUCCGCUGGCUGCGCGGCCGUCUGGUUCGUUGAUUGCGGCGGCGCUGCUGGCAGCAGUGGCGCGCGCGCGCGGCUGGAGAGAGGAUGCAGGGGUGAGGCGGUAGCGUUUGCGCGGCUGUUUGUGCUCCUCGUGUGUGCUCGUUUGAGCGGAGCCUGUACUGGCGUCUGGCGCGGCCAUUGCCGCGCCGUGCCAGUGCGGGGCCGAUGUGCGCUGUGGUGGAGAGGCAGCAGCGAAUGAGCGGGGCCUGAUAUUACGGGUGUGGGAAGCGAAGGGCUAGGUAGGAGGCUUGGAGGGUUGGGAUGGCGAUUACGUGGGCGAGUAGAGUUCUUUCACGCGCUUGAUUGGUCAGGGAGGCCGGAACGCGAAAGAGGAACGUUGACAUCGACAGGGUCGCGUGUGCAGGACUGGAGGCGCAGCCGGGUGGGCGCGAGGCCUUAAAGGCCUGUGCGGGUCCCCACUGGCGGGUGCUUCGUCCCACGACCUUUCCUAAGGAUUUGGUUUCGGUUGGGCCUGGCCGUGAGUCGUAGGUUUGGAGGGAUUGCUUCAGGCUGGUCAUCAGACACGAUCUCACGGCGUGGGUCGCACUGGUUUGUGUGUGCCGCAGUGCAAGUGCAGGCGCGGGCGCCAAAGCGCCUCAUGGCGGCGGGCUCCCUUGCGCCACUCCGACCGCACCCUGCGAGGUGUGCGUUUGCUGCGGUUUUCUCGCCGGCUCGUGCUGUAUGUAGCGUGCGUGGUGCGCCAAGGCUGACCGCAGUUCCUUUGUGAGCAUGUGGUUUUUUCUCUGGUUCACAGCAACAAACGGCUUCAUACAGCGUUUCGAUACGGUGGUGUGAGCAGUGCCGCCGGUUGCGGGUGUCGAGAGUGGAAGGGUGGAAGGGGUUCACGUGCACGAGUGCGCCGUGGCGUGACCAAGACGUGGUGGCGGGGCAGAGCGGGCAUCAGUCAAUAGACAUAGAGCUCGCCUGGGAACCCGCCCCACUGCGGGGACGGCCAAGCCGUUCCGGUGUGUCAAUGUGCCUUGCUCCGCAUGGGUUGCGCGAGUGUGGUUUGUGCGCUGUUUGCAUGGGCGCACAACUGUGGCUCGAAGAAGGCAAGAUCUCGAUUCAAGUGCUCACGUGCUUAAGGACCUAAUGACAAGUUCAGCGCUCUUGCGCAACGGCAGGGCAGUUGCUGGGGUUGGUGGAGGGGGCAGGAAUGGCGUCAAGGCAACGCGGCGUGACACGCGGGUGUACGCUUGCGGUGCUGUAGCUGACACUUGCGUUGGAGCGUGGCCACGUGCACAUGCAUCGUCGUCGUCGUGCAACGCGUCAGUGCCACGUGCCAACCCACCAGUCCGGUCCCACGUCUUCGUUCCGUCCGCGUCCAGCAGUGUGAGCAAGCCAUACCAAGUGAGCAGCGCAGAGCAUAGGCGCAACGCAUGAGUUGAGCGAUGGGGCUACGGACAUCACUGGGGGGGGAUCGGAUGGGGUGCACUGGUGCAUGCCGGGUGGGUGCGUGGGUGGGGCACUGUAUGAUGUGGAAGAAUGAGUGCCACGAAAAGCGAUGGAAUGCAACGUGUGGCUAUCCGAACGACGGGCAUACCGAGGCCACUGAGUGGCAGAGGUGGUUGGUGGUCGAGGGCCGUGCAUGUACGUGCGAUGGCCUCAGCUGCCCACGGCCGCAACCGGCCGCACCAUUAAGAAGUACACUC